Molecule: messenger RNA, 4074 nt
Organism: Diceros bicornis minor
Lineage: Eukaryota; Metazoa; Chordata; Mammalia; Perissodactyla; Rhinocerotidae
Gene: DNM1
Product: dynamin 1
Exons: 21
Coding region: 50-2644 (864 amino acids)
Cellular component (GO): cytoplasm; microtubule; membrane
Molecular function (GO): microtubule binding; GTP binding; GTPase activity
Source: RefSeq, a predicted model, not a curated record
GAGCCGCGGCCGGAUCGCAGCCCGCAGAGCCCCAGGGCCCGCCGCAGCCAUGGGCAACCGCGGCAUGGAGGAUCUCAUCCCGCUGGUUAACCGGCUGCAGGACGCCUUCUCCGCCAUCGGCCAGAACGCGGACCUCGACUUGCCGCAGAUCGCCGUGGUGGGCGGCCAGAGCGCCGGCAAGAGCUCGGUGCUCGAGAAUUUCGUAGGCAGGGACUUCCUGCCCCGAGGAUCUGGCAUCGUCACCCGCCGCCCCCUGGUCCUGCAGCUGGUCAAUGCUACCACAGAAUAUGCCGAGUUCCUGCACUGCAAAGGGAAGAAAUUCACCGACUUCGAGGAGGUUCGCCUGGAGAUCGAGGCUGAGACCGACCGGGUCACCGGCACCAACAAGGGCAUCUCUCCGGUGCCCAUCAACCUCCGCGUCUACUCGCCGCAAGUGCUGAACCUGACCCUGGUGGACCUGCCCGGAAUGACCAAGGUCCCGGUGGGGGACCAACCUCCCGACAUCGAGUUCCAGAUCCGGGACAUGAUUAUGCAGUUCGUCACCAAGGAGAACUGCCUCAUCCUGGCGGUGUCCCCGGCCAACUCCGACCUGGCCAACUCAGAUGCUCUCAAGAUCGCCAAGGAGGUGGACUCCCAGGGUCAGCGCACCAUCGGGGUCAUCACCAAGCUGGACCUGAUGGACGAGGGCACAGAUGCCCGUGACGUGCUGGAGAACAAGCUGCUUCCCUUGCGCAGAGGCUACAUUGGGGUGGUGAACCGGAGCCAGAAGGACAUCGAUGGCAAGAAGGACAUCACGGCCGCCUUGGCUGCUGAACGCAAGUUCUUCCUCUCCCACCCAUCCUACCGCCACUUGGCUGACCGCAUGGGCACGCCCUACCUGCAGAAGGUCCUCAACCAGCAACUGACGAACCACAUCCGGGACACAUUGCCGGGGCUGCGGAACAAGCUGCAGAGCCAGCUGCUGUCCAUUGAGAAGGAGGUGGAGGAGCACAAGAACUUCCGCCCUGACGACCCAGCUCGCAAGACCAAGGCCCUGCUUCAGAUGGUCCAGCAGUUUGCCGUGGACUUCGAGAAGCGCAUCGAGGGCUCAGGGGACCAGAUCGACACCUACGAGCUAUCAGGGGGAGCCCGCAUCAACCGGAUCUUCCAUGAGCGCUUCCCCUUUGAGCUUGUCAAGAUGGAGUUUGACGAGAAGGAACUCCGAAGGGAGAUCAGCUAUGCCAUCAAGAAUAUCCAUGGCAUUAGAACGGGGCUCUUUACCCCAGACAUGGCCUUUGAGACCAUUGUGAAAAAGCAGGUGAAGAAGAUCCGAGAACCGUGUCUCAAGUGUGUGGACAUGGUUAUCUCGGAGCUAAUCAGCACCGUUAGACAGUGCACCAAGAAGCUCCAGCAGUACCCGCGUCUGCGGGAGGAGAUGGAGCGCAUCGUGACCACCCACAUCCGAGAGCGCGAGGGUCGCACCAAGGAGCAGGUCAUGCUCCUCAUCGAUAUUGAGCUGGCUUACAUGAAUACCAACCAUGAGGACUUCAUAGGCUUUGCCAAUGCUCAGCAGAGGAGCAACCAGAUGAACAAGAAGAAGGCUUCAGGGAACCAGGUCAUCCGGAAGGGCUGGCUGACCAUCAACAAUAUUGGCAUCAUGAAGGGGGGCUCUAAGGAGUAUUGGUUUGUGCUGACCGCUGAGAAUCUGUCCUGGUACAAGGAUGACGAGGAGAAAGAGAAGAAAUACAUGCUGUCUGUGGACAACCUGAAGCUGCGGGACGUGGAGAAGGGCUUCAUGUCAAGCAAGCAUAUCUUCGCCCUCUUUAACACGGAACAGAGGAAUGUCUACAAGGAUUAUCGGCAGCUGGAACUGGCCUGCGAGACACAGGAGGAGGUGGAUAGCUGGAAGGCCUCCUUCCUGAGGGCUGGCGUGUACCCUGAGCGUGUUGGGGACAAGGAGAAAGCCAGUGAGACUGAGGAGAAUGGCUCAGACAACUUCAUGCACUCCAUGGACCCACAGCUGGAGCGGCAGGUGGAGACCAUCCGGAACCUGGUGGACUCAUACAUGGCCAUCGUCAACAAGACCGUGCGGGACCUCAUGCCUAAGACCAUCAUGCACCUCAUGAUCAACAACACCAAGGAAUUCAUCUUCUCGGAGCUGCUGGCCAACCUGUACUCGUGCGGAGACCAGAACACACUGAUGGAGGAGUCGGCCGAGCAGGCGCAGCGGCGCGACGAGAUGCUGCGCAUGUACCACGCACUGAAGGAGGCGCUCAGCAUCAUCGGCGACAUCAACACGACCACCGUCAGCACGCCCAUGCCCCCGCCCGUGGACGACUCCUGGCUGCAGGUGCAGAGCGUACCGGCCGGACGCAGGUCACCCACGUCCAGCCCCACGCCGCAGCGCCGAGCCCCCGCCGUACCCCCAGCCCGGCCCGGCUCGCGGGGCCCUGCUCCUGGGCCUCCGCCUGCUGGGUCCGCCCUGGGGGGAGCGCCCCCCGUGCCCUCCAGGCCGGGGGCUUCCCCUGACCCCUUCGGUCCUCCCCCCCAGGUGCCCUCGCGCCCCAACCGCGCCCCGCCCGGGGUCCCCAGCAGGAAGGGCCCAGCCUCACCUACGCGACCUGCGGUCCCCCGACCAGCUGAGGCUCCCCUCUUAGACUUAUAAGCCUGUGGCCACUGGCAUCCGGCUGCCUGCCUUCCCUGCCUCCCCAGGGUCCCUUCAGAGGACACCCGGGCUUUCUGCCCACUGAGAGGGGCCUCCAGUGCUCCCUCCAGCCAUCCUCUUAGCUUUGCCCUCCUGGUUCAAGCAGUGUUCUUUCUCCUGUCUCUCUCCAUCAGGCCUGGUGGCUGUUGCAUGGGGCUCACGGCCCCAUACUUGCCGAGGCUAGGGGUGGCCCUGGGCCAGUGGGUUGAAAGACAAGGGAGCCAGAGAAGAGGGAAGCCAGAAGGGGCCGAGCACGUGUCUGGAGCUGUGGGUGCACUGCCUGGUGGUGUGUGAGACCAGCGUGCGUGGCAAGGGAGGGCCGCCCCAGCCUCCAUUCUCGACUCCUGUGAAGUCUGGCCCCUCACCCGUCUCCAGCUCCUCCCUUCCACCUUCCCUUUCUCAUCUACCUCCUCUAUUCCAGAAACCUCCCCUGAACCCUCACCACCUCUUCUUCCCCUGCCCCCCCCCGCCCCCACCGCCGGGCUUGGCUGCUCUUGCCUUACCAGCUGUCUCCCUCCUUCUCUCUCCAUUCUCUCUCUUUGCUUUCUCUCCAACUGCCAGCCGAUCGGGUCAGGCAAGUCCAUCCCGUCCUGAGAGCCCCAGGCCCCCCUUCGACCUCUAACCAGAUCCCUCUAUUCCUCGGAGACCUCCCUUUGCAAGCCUGCCUGGACGGCUGUUCUGUGACGUGACAGUGGCUCCCCAGCCCCAAAGCCUCCCCUUCAUCUGUGACUUAGUCUGUUGUAGUGGUGAGCUGACAUCCAGGCGUGACGUUGGUGAAACUCGUGCCCCUCUGUGGUAUUGCUCCUGUUCUAUAAAUAUCUAUAAAUACUCAGAUAUAUAUAUACACGUAUACGGCCGCCGCAGCCUCGCCUCUAGUGUUGGGACUCGGUCACCAUGCUGUCCUUGAGGAGUCUUGUGGCCCAACUACAAGGGAACACUGUCACCCUGACAUCCCACUCCACAGUGUGCCACCUCCAGUGAGCCUCCCUGUCAUGCCCGGCCUGUGGACAGCCAGCCCCCCUCUGCCACCUUCCUGUCCCGUCCCCCCCCCGACCCCCGCGCAUGGGGGUGCUGCACUGGCAGCUGUGUGGUUCUCUGACCGCCACUAGGCUUGCUGUCUCUUGGCUGAGAAUAAAACCUAUUUCUGGACAAUAAGGAACAGUGUGUCCUCUGCUGGCUUGUGUCCUCGCUGGAGCUCAGGGGGAGGUGAAGGUUUAAACAUUGGCAUGCAGGGGUGGGGAAGGGCCCAGCCCCUGCUAGGGUACUGUAAGGAGUGGUGAAAAAAAGCCCCGUCCUUUCCAAGGCCCCCUGGGAAAGCACCUGGAGGUUAGCCCAUCCUCAUUCUGCGAACCCUGUUCUGGCCACUAGAGGGCAGGGGCACCAACUCAGCC